AUGAGCAACCUCCUCGACUACAUCCUCAACCACGAGGAUGCAUUUCGCCGAAACCGCCUCCCAUCUCUCUACUCCGACUUCACUCUCCAGAAGAAAACAAACCCCGACGGCUACGCCGUCAACGUCGCCGCCUGGGAACAAGCACUGAACCGUGCCGCCAAGCGCGGAUAUACUUCUUCGCGCGGUGUGCGUGUGCGCUCCGGCUCCGGCUCUUCCUACAAGAAGGAAUCCCUCCCGAAACGAAAGAAGACCGACCACCUUAUCCUGCGGACGGACGAGUCGCUGCUGCGGGAUCUGGAACUGCCGGAGUGGGGGAGGCCGGUGGCGCUGGGAACUGUUUUUGAUGAGGCAAUGCGCAAACGCUCGAUGGUUCCGUUGCCGGUCUACAAGAGCAGCGCGGGCAGUUUGCAGAAGAGUCAGUGGAGGGUCAUUGAUCCCGGGGCGCUGAGUCCGUGGAAUGUGAUGAGCUGGGGCAUUCGACAAUUAAAGGGCUUCGUGGUGGGAUCGGAGGCCGGCGAGUCUGCGCCCAGAUUGCAAAUACAGGAAUUGGUCUUGGUGGGGAAUCUGCAGGUAUGGAUCUCGUUUCGAGCAAGGGAACAGGGACACUUUUCGUCUGGAUACUCGAGUUCUGACCACUUGCGCGCAUUGCAACAGGAGGCAGCCGAUCUGGUCGUUAAGAAGGCGACGGGUCACAACUCGUCGAAGAUGGAUCUUAUAUACUCCAAAGAGAGUUUCGUUGAGGACUUCGCAACUAUACUACACGACGUGACGGAACUCUCAGAUGCCGAUUUCGAUGUUUUAUUGCUCUAUUUAUCCCGCGACAGCGGGUCUAUUGCGUAUGAUGGCAAGAUAUUGACCAAAAGGAACUACCAGACCAUUAAGUUUAAGUCCUCAAAUGAAGCUGCGGAAAUCACGCAGCAGGACAAAACCAUCGCCUCGAUCAAGACGCUCCUAUCGACGGUUUCAAAGCAAGCCACGACCCUGGAGACGAAGAUUGCCGAACUAACCACAUCGGCGAAGACGGCACUCGCAAACAAGAACCGUGUCUCGGCGCUGUCAGCUGUUCGAUCCAAGAAGCUGGCAGAACAUAAUCUGAAGCAGAGACUGGACACUCUCACGCAACUCGAAGAGGUUUAUAUGAAGAUCGAGCAGGCUGCAGGCCAGAUCGAGAUGGUCCAGGUCAUGGAGGCAAGCACAGGUGUUCUUCGUGGCCUACGUGCUCAGAUCGGCGGCGCGGAGAGAGUCGAGGACGUGGUUGAGGAACUGCGCGAGGAAAUGACCAAGGUCGACGAGGUCGGAAAUAUCAUGGAUGAGGCGGGCCCGGUCAUUGACGAGGGAGAGAUUGAUGACGAGCUCGAAGCAUUGGAGAAGACCGACCGGGAGGCAAAGGAGGAGGAACAAGCGGCAGAAACGGAGAAGAGGCUCGCCGAGCUGGACAGCCUCAAGCAGGCCUCCGACCAAGCUGCUCGCCAGGCACAAGCGGGGAAAGAUGUGGACUCGGACCUCGCUGAAAGCAUCGGCAAGCUCUCGAACAUGUCAGUGGAGGACCCCAUGUCAGCGAAAUAA
Molecule: messenger RNA, 1566 nt
Organism: Penicillium alfredii
Lineage: Eukaryota; Fungi; Ascomycota; Eurotiomycetes; Eurotiales; Aspergillaceae
Product: putative vacuolar sorting protein SNF7 family protein
Exons: 4
Coding region: 1-1566 (521 amino acids)
Biological process (GO): late endosome to vacuole transport via multivesicular body sorting pathway; vesicle budding from membrane
Cellular component (GO): multivesicular body; cytoplasmic side of plasma membrane; ESCRT III complex
Source: RefSeq, a predicted model, not a curated record